This is a messenger RNA of Thunnus maccoyii (southern bluefin tuna), 2143 nucleotides long. RefSeq names its product deoxyribonuclease II, lysosomal (gene dnase2). Bases 357 to 1484 code for a protein of 375 amino acids. The record is from RefSeq and is a predicted model, not a curated record. Gene Ontology annotation, biological process: apoptotic DNA fragmentation. The transcript has 7 exons. Gene Ontology annotation, molecular function: deoxyribonuclease II activity. Lineage: Eukaryota; Metazoa; Chordata; Actinopteri; Scombriformes; Scombridae.
CUUGACCGACACCUAGGACUGUAAGACAAGGAGAAGACAACAAGAAGUUACGGCGCAUUUAGAAACUGUGUUUAAACAUAUUUUUCCUUCAGUCUUUGUUUCGUACAUUGUGUACUGCUACAGAAACACAAUUCGCCAUAUGUUUGUUUUGUCUUUUUAAUUAUUGUCCUCCUAUUAUUUUCUGUAACACGUUGCCUGUAAGAGUUAGCUUCCGAGGAACACAUGGAUGACGACACUGUCUCAUCCUACUGUUUCAGUCUUAGAACAAAAUAAGGAUGCAGGCGAAGCCGAAACUUAAGGGUCGUGAUUUCUCACGUUGAGAGCCAGAUAUAAAUAUAUCGAGGACUCAGUAAGAGAUGCUACUAUUCAUUUCCCUGCUGAUCAUCUGUGUGCCACUGGGGGGCGACACCUCAACAAUCAGUUGCUACAACGACCAAGGAGAUGCUGUUGAUUGGUUCUAUGUGUACAAGCUGCCUAAAGAACAUGGCGGAAAAGCUCCCAUAAAGGGUGAAAAGUAUUUACUGAUGAACAAAGGGGGUGAAGGAUGGACUGAUGGGAAGUACACAGUGAACGACACAGCAGGAGCCCUGGGCAGGACGGUCGGACAACUGUACUCACAAGGAAAGAACAAAGAGGUAGCCUAUAUCCUGUACAAUGACCAGCCGCCACUCAAGGACGUUGGUGACAGAUGGGUGGACAACAGUGGAAGCAGAGGGGGGCACACGAAAGGUGUCGUGCUACUGGAUAAAAAUCAAGGCUUCUGGUUGGUCCACAGCACCCCUCACUUCCCCCCCGUGCAACAAGCAGGGGAAUAUUCUUACCCCGGCAGCGGCGUGAACAACGGGCAAAACUUCAUCUGUGUUACGUACCCGCUUGACCGCUUCCAGACCAUCGGAGAGCAGCUGCAGAUCAAUCAGCCUAAUGUGUACGACUGCGAUGUCCCUGAGUCCUUGGCGUCCCUGGUGCCUGCGCUGGCUGCUGUUUGUAAGAAAAAACAUCCAUCCGGUCUCAUCUUUCCACAUGUCAAAACUGUGUCCAAUCGCAGCGUGACCCUGACCUCAAAGGAUGGCACCAACUUCAUCAGCUUCGCCAAAGGAUCUUCGUUUAACAAUGACCUGUACCACUCCUGGGUAGCGCCCACCCUCCAGUCAAACCUCCUGGUCCAGUUCUGGGUUCGCUCCACUGGCAUCCUCCCCUCCGACUGCUCGCGGGGCUGGCGUGUCCUGGACAUCCAGUCCAUCUCCCCGGGGCAGACGUUCACUUUCAAGACCAGCCAAGACCACUCCAAAUGGGCGGUCAGCACCAAGGCGGCUGGGUCGGGGGCAGGAGGAGGCUGGGUGUGUGUGGGAGACAUUAACCGGAACGAGGCGGAGGAGAAGCGAGGCGGCGGCACGGUGUGUCUGCGGGAUCCGGUGGUGUGGAAGGCUUACAGAACAGCGGCGCUGGAGUGUGAGGCGUGUGGAGGAGGAACAAUCAAGUGCUGACAGUCUGCUGUAGGUCAAUUGGGAUUGAGGCAAAAUGCCAUAAUGAGUUGAUAAUCAUGAGAUAAUGUCAGAUAUGUGAUUAUUGUUUUAUGAUAUUUGGUACACUCACUGUAUAUAUUUCUAUUAAUGUCUGCUGAAAUCUAAUUGAAAUGAAUCAUGUUUACCAUUUUAAAGUAAUUUGAAUUUUCUAACUUCGUGUUCAUCUUACUGCUUGUUCAGAAUGAUUAUUGGCUGUUAUCAAGCACUAUUAAAUCCUCCUCUCGAAAUUUAAUGCAUGCUGAACAAUGCUGAAAGAGGACAAGUAGUGAAUUCUGACAGGAAGCGGCGGGGUUUACAGGAAAUAUAGUGUUAAUUUUAGAGAUACAAGUGUCUUUUUUUUUUUUAAGAGAAAGCACCGGUUCAAGUAUCUUCAAAGGGACUUGGUACUGUUUUAACUGAAACUGAAGAGACGCCGGUGCAAACUUGUGAAUGCUGCUUUAGCAACUUAACCACUCAGUGUGAGGGAGCGUGUCAAGGAAAAAUGUAUGACAAUGAGUUUUAUGGAAUUGUAAAUGUACGAACAAAAUGGGAAUAAUUGCACUAUGUAACAAUCAAUGCACACAAACACACUGACAAACACACAUUUCACCGACAAUAUUAAAUUACAGACGCUGACAACA